This is a messenger RNA of Haplochromis burtoni (Burton's mouthbrooder), 855 nucleotides long. RefSeq names its product cysteine and glycine-rich protein 3 (cardiac LIM protein) (gene csrp3). Gene Ontology annotation, cellular component: cytoplasm; nucleus; Z disc. Gene Ontology annotation, molecular function: actinin binding; structural constituent of muscle. Gene Ontology annotation, biological process: sarcomere organization; cardiac muscle contraction; muscle tissue development. The record is from RefSeq and is a predicted model, not a curated record. Bases 116 to 697 code for a protein of 193 amino acids. NCBI's taxonomy places the organism in Eukaryota, Metazoa, Chordata, Actinopteri, Cichliformes, Cichlidae. The transcript is spliced from 6 exons.
AGGAGGAUACUUUCAUUGAAGUGUCACCAGUGGACCGUGGUGAUGGUGAGACAGUAUUUAAACAGCCCAGAAGCGCUCAUCACCAGUCAGCCACAGAAGCAAGCUUGGAGUCAAGAUGCCAAACUGGGGAGGAGGAGCCAAAUGUGCAGCCUGUGAGAAGACAGUGUACCAUGCAGAAGAGAUCCAGUGUAAUGCAAGGAGCUUCCACAAGACUUGCUUCAUCUGCAUGAGCUGCAGAAAGGGGCUGGACAGUACAACAGUUGCAGCGCAUGAGUCUGAGAUUUACUGCAAGUCCUGUUAUGGCAAAAAGUACGGGCCGAAAGGAUAUGGGUACGGGCAAGGAGCUGGCGCUCUGAGCUCUGAUCCUCCUGGACAGGAUGCAGGCCCUCAGCCUCAUGACUCCAAACCUCGACCAGCCUCCUCAAAAUCCACCGCCAAUAAAUUGUCCCAGAAGUUUGGAAGUUCAGAUCGCUGCCCUCGAUGCUCCAAAGCAGUCUAUGCAGCAGAGAAGGUGAUGGGAGCAGGGAAGCCUUGGCAUAAAACCUGCUUCCGCUGCGUUCUGUGUGGUAAAAGCCUCGAGUCGACCACAGUGACAGAUAAGGAUGGAGAGCUGUACUGCAAAGUUUGUUAUGCCAAAAACUUUGGCCCCAAAGGAUUUGGACUGGGCAACGCUGCAAUGCUGGAGGAACGACAGUAAAAACAUGCUUUUAAUAAGCCUCCCACUCAUCGUGCGGCAGCUGUCUCAGGGAGACCUUUGCACUGCUGUAAAUUCAAAGUUAUUUUUAAAACUGGCUAAAUUGUUCUUGUAAUGGUUCAAUGCAGAAUAAAAGCAUUUUAUUACCUUAAAAUUGGUUU